Molecule: messenger RNA, 2073 nt
Organism: Jaculus jaculus (lesser Egyptian jerboa)
Lineage: Eukaryota; Metazoa; Chordata; Mammalia; Rodentia; Dipodidae
Gene: Adgrf4
Product: adhesion G protein-coupled receptor F4
Exons: 8
Coding region: 1-2073 (690 amino acids)
Biological process (GO): cell surface receptor signaling pathway; G protein-coupled receptor signaling pathway
Cellular component (GO): membrane
Molecular function (GO): G protein-coupled receptor activity
Source: RefSeq, a predicted model, not a curated record
AUGAAGCCCCAGCUCACCAUGGUGUGCUGUUUCGUGUGUUUUCUGGCCACAGAGUGUUUCUACCACAGACCCAAGAUUCACAUAAAUAAUGGACUGAAGUUUCAAGUCCUUGAAGAAAAACCCAAGGCUGGAUGGAUCCAAGAGAAAUGCCACGGAUCUUGUGUCUCUUCCUCUAACUGUACCCAGCCCUGUGCUAAGCACUUUCGAGGAGAAAUAGGAUUCAUAUGUAAUCAAAAAAAGUGGCAAAAAUCAACUGAAACAUGUACAAGCCUUUCUGUGGAUGCACUUUUCAAGGACGUGAAUGAUGCAUCCAGCCUUUCCUUAGCAGCUUCCUCCUUCCCUCUGAUUAUGCCCAACUUCCCGGCGCCAGACCCCAUUGCGGAUGUGGCUCAAGGAAUCCGCCUGCACUGUCCCCUGGACUAUGCCUGCAUACUAGAUGCGGUGAAGUCCUCAGAGGUGACUUCGGGGAAUAUUGCAUUUAUAGUGCAGUUACUAAAGAAUAUCUCAGCAGAGUUGUCUGAUGCUGUGACCCAGGAGAAAAUGAAGAGUUAUAGCGAAGUGGCCAACCACAUCCUUAACACCACAGCCAUUUCCAACUGGGCUUUCAUUCGAGACCCAAAUGCCAGCUCAGAUUUUUUGGAGUCAGUGAACUCAUUUGCCAGGAAACUCCAUAUCCAAGGUGACUCUGAGAACACUGUGAAGGAGCUCUUCAUUGAGACCAAAGGCUCUCACAUCUAUCACAACGCCUCCGAGAAGAGCUUCCGUUUUUCCAUGAGCAGGAGUAAUGCCACACAUGGCAUUCUGGGACUGGUGGAAAUCCCCAGACAAGAGCUACAGAAGUUGUCCCCAAGUGCAUCCCAAGCCAUUGGCAUAGCCUUUCCGACCCUAGGGGCUGUGCUGAGAGAGGCCCACUGGUCGAAUCUGAGUCUUUCUAAACCCAUAAACGGACUGAUCCUCUCAGUGGUUUUGCCAGAAAGCCUGAACGAAGUCAUACUCACCUUCGAAAAAAUCAAUAAAUCCCAGAACGCCAACGCCCAGUGUGUUGGCUGGCACUCCAAGCAAAGAAGGUGGGACGUGCAUGCGUGUAAAAUGACAUCGGACGCUGGAGGCAUGGUGAGGUGCCACUGCAAUCGUUCCAACGCAGUGAUGUCCUUCUCCAUCCUCAUGUCCCCCAGAUCCAUGAGGGACGCAGUCCUGAGCUACAUCACUUGCAUCGGGCUCAGCGUCUCCAUUCUCAGUUUGCUCAUUUGCCUGAUCAUUGAAGCCACAGUCUGGUCCCGAGUGGUGGUGACGGAGAUAUCCUACAUGCGACACGUGUGCAUCGUGAACAUAGCCGUGUCCCUCCUGAUGGCAAACGUGUGGUUCAUUAUAGGCUGGGACAAUGACAUCAGGGCUCAGGGCCACUGGUGCGUCGCCGUGACAUUCUUCAGUCACGUCUUCUACCUCUCCCUUUUCUUCUGGAUGCUCUUCAAGGCAUUGCUCAUCAUCUAUGGGAUCCUGGUCGUUUUUGGCAGGAUGCUGAAGUCUCAUAUGAUGGCCAUUGGGUUCAUCGUCGGCUAUGGGUGCCCACUGGCGAUCGCCAUCACCACCGUCGCUGUCACGGAGCCCGAGAAGGGUUAUGUAAGGACUGACGCCUGCUGGCUCAACUGGGGCAAAACCAGAGCUCUUUUCGCAUUUGUGAUCCCGGCCUUGGUCGUCGUGGCUGUGAAUCUCCUUGUAGUCCUGGCGGUUGCUUUCAACACGCAGAGACCCUCUAUUGGCAGUUCCAAGUCUCAGGAGAUGGCCAUAGUCAUCAGGAUGAGCAAAAAUGUAGCCAUCCUCACUCCGCUGCUGGGCCUGACCUGGGGCUUUGGAGUAGCCACCCUUAUAGAAGACUCACCCCUGGUAGUCCACAUCAUUUUCGCCUCGCUCAACGCCUUCCAGGGCUUUUUCAUCUUGCUGUUUGGAACCAUUAUGGACCACAAGACAAGGGAUGCUCUGAGGGCGAGGAUGUCUUCACUGAAGGGGAAAUCCAGAGCAGUAGAGAAUGCAUCAUUAAGUCCAACCAAUGGAUCUAGAUUAAUGAAUCGUUGA